AUGAAGCCGAGCGGCGAGGACGGGGCGGCGCAGGCCGGGGGCCCGUGGGAGGAGUGCUUCGAGGCAGCGGCGCAGCUGGCGUUGCGGGCUGGACAGAUCAUCAGGAAAGCCCUUUCUGAGGAAAAACGUGUCUCAACUAAAACGUCAGCCGCGGACCUGGUGACAGAAACAGAUCACUUGGUGGAGGCUCUGAUCCUGCAGGAGCUGCAGCAGCGCUUUCCCUCCCACAGGUUCAUUGCAGAGGAGGCUGCAGCCGCUGGGGCCAAGUGCGUGCUUACCCCAAGCCCCACCUGGAUCGUCGACCCCAUUGAUGGCACCUGCAACUUCGUGCACAGGUUCCCGACAGUGGCAGUGAGCAUUGGGUUUGCUGUGAACCAGGAGCUGGAAUUCGGGGUGAUUUACCACUGCACCGAGGAGCGGCUGUACACGGGCCGGAGGGGCCGGGGCGCCUUCUGCAACGGCCAGCAACUGCACGUCUCCGGGGAGACAGAUCUCUCCAAGGCCCUGGUUCUGACAGAAAUCGGGCCCAGACGAGACCCCACGACACUGAAGCUGUUCCUGAGCAACAUGGAGAGGCUGCUCCGUGCUGGGGCCCAUGGCGUCCGCGUCAUCGGCAGCUCCACCUUGGCACUCUGCCACCUGGCCUCGGGCGCCGCCGACGCCUACUACCAGUUUGGCCUGCACUGUUGGGACCUGGCUGCAGCCACUGUUAUCAUCAGGGAAGCAGGCGGCGUCGUGAUGGACACGUCAGGCGGGCCGCUAGACCUCAUGUCUUGCAGGGUGGUUGCUGCGGGCACACGGGAAAUGGCAGUGCUCAUAGCUCAGGCCCUACAGACGAUUAACUACGGGCGGGACGAUGAGAGGUGA
Mesoplodon densirostris (Blainville's beaked whale) is the source of this 867-nucleotide messenger RNA. RefSeq names its product inositol monophosphatase 2 (gene IMPA2). Gene Ontology annotation, molecular function: inositol monophosphate 1-phosphatase activity. Bases 1 to 867 code for a protein of 288 amino acids. NCBI's taxonomy places the organism in Eukaryota, Metazoa, Chordata, Mammalia, Artiodactyla, Ziphiidae. The transcript has 8 exons. The record is from RefSeq and is a predicted model, not a curated record. Gene Ontology annotation, biological process: signal transduction; phosphatidylinositol phosphate biosynthetic process; inositol metabolic process.